AUGCGUGUCUCUGAGCUUCUUACAUUUACGCUCGCAUCUGCGGCGUUUGCUUCGCCUGUCGAGGAACGUGACGCAAAGGUCAUUCCCUCCCAGCGGCCAAACUACCCAAUCGCACCCUACCAUCCAGGAAAGGCAUUCCCUGCUUCACCUGCGCGUACAAGAACAUGUAUUGUCGAGGCCAAUGGCAACGGCAAAGAUGACUCUAGCAACAUCUUAAGCGCCAUCAAGAGCUGUAAUAACGGCGGUCAUGUUGUUUUCCCUAAGGACAAGAGCUACACCAUCGGCACUGCGCUCGACCUGACCUUCCUCCAACACAUCGAUCUCGAUAUCCAGGGAACCAUCAAAUUCACCAACGACACCGACUACUGGCAGAAAAACGGCUUUUUCCAGACCUUCCAGAACGCCACCACCUUCUUCCAGCUUGGUGGUGUGGAUGUGAACGUCUACGGUGGCGGUACACUCGAUGGCAACGGCCAGGUCUGGUACGAUUUGUAUGCCAAGGAUAUUUACAUCCUCCGUCCCGUCCUCUUCGGUGCCAUUGGCCUGAAGGGUGCCACUAUCGAGGACCUGAAGUUCCGCUACAGCCCGCAGUGGUACACUCUCGUCGCCAAUUCCACAGACGUCGUCUUCUCCAACAUCGACAUCUCCGGCGCCAGCACAAGCAAGAACCCCGCCAAGAACACUGACGGUUGGGAUACCUACCGCAGUUCUAACAUUGUAAUUCAAAAUUCGAACAUUAACAAUGGCGACGACUGUGUUUCCUUCAAGCCCAACUCGACCGACAUCGUUGUGCAGAACCUUGUCUGCAACGGCUCCCACGGAAUUUCUGUUGGUUCGCUCGGCCAGUACGCUGGCGAGGUGGACAUUGUCAAGAACAUUUACGUCGCCAACGUCAGCAUGUCCAACGCGUCAGACGGCGCGCGUAUCAAGGUCUGGCCCGGCGCAGCCAGUGCUCUGUCCGGCGAUCUCCAGGGCGGAGGCGGCUCAGGCCAGGUCAGCAACAUCACCUUCGACGGCAUGACAGUCUCAAACGUCGACUACGCGAUUGAAGUCACGCAAUGUUACGGCCAGAAGAACAUCACACUAUGCAAUGAGUUCCCGUCCAAACUCACCAUCGAGGACGUCACGAUCAAGAACUUCAAAGGCACAACUAGCAAGAAGUACGACCCGCUCAUCGGCUACCUCCAGUGCUCGAGCCCGACGGUGUGCAAGAACAUCAACAUCAGCAACAUUAACGUCAAGUCGCCGUCUGGUACUAAUCUCUACAGCUGUGGAAGCAUCUCGGGGAUUGAGAAGCAGGUGAACUGCAAGACCAGCGGUACCAAGGGUGGUGACUCGUAG
Ascochyta rabiei is the source of this 1341-nucleotide messenger RNA. Its product is annotated as Galacturonan 1,4-alpha-galacturonidase. The transcript is spliced from 2 exons. The record is from RefSeq and is a predicted model, not a curated record. Lineage: Eukaryota; Fungi; Ascomycota; Dothideomycetes; Pleosporales; Didymellaceae. Bases 1 to 1341 code for a protein of 446 amino acids. Gene Ontology annotation, molecular function: polygalacturonase activity. Gene Ontology annotation, biological process: carbohydrate metabolic process.